UAACGGAUCCGUCCGCCAAAAUGGAAAGGUUUUACAUGUCACGAGAGGCGGUGGUCAAAUUCAUGGGAAUGACGAUGGAAAACAUGGGGGAACUCGGCGAUCAGCAAAUGAACGAUUCAAGCUCGGUGCCGCCGCCAGCCAGCCACUCGGCGGAGUAUGUUCCCAGUCCUCACGACCUCUCGCCAACAAUCUCCUCCCGGUCUACAGGAGCAAUCGCUGUCAGCGUGGCCAGCAUGAUCGACAACACAGAGUUUCGUUCCCAGAUGGGGGAUGCCACAUAUCAGACAUUAAACGGGAGAAUGAGUCCGGGAUACAGCCCCAAUAACAGCUACGCCACCCUUACUCCUUUACAACCGCUGCCACCCAUUUCCACUGUGUCGGAAAAAUUUAGUCACGGCCCUUCGAACGUGAGCGGAAGCUUUACCCUUAUGCAGAACCCAGCAAAUGGUUUGGGUAUGGACAUGAAUACAUAUCGUUACUCUGAUAAAAACAUUGCUGCUUUGGGAAUGAAUAUGGGACCGACAGCUCUGACUUCAGCGCCAAUGACCAUGAUGACAACAAACGGAUACCAACAUCAAGCCUUGGGGCCAUACGGGUACAGCCAAAAUGGCCUCCCCUCACCUAAACUUGAACACAAAGUACAGAUGAUGUCUCCAUCAUCAUACGAUGCUUACUCUCGUGGUUUGGCACCCAGGGGUCUUCAUUCCCCGAAUCCAAUGAUGCCCUCAUCGGUAAAUGGGUUACAUGGCCAGACACCUGGCGCAUCCUCUCCACAAAGUCAAGGCAGUUUGAGCCCACAAAGGGACAGAGCUUCUACCUCAGGAGAUAUUCAGUCAAAGGGCCAAGAAUUGGAAGAAAUCAACACCAAGGAGUUAGCCCAGAAGAUAAGUAGCGAGCUCAAAAGAUAUAGUAUCCCACAGGCAGUUUUUGCACAGCGAGUUCUGUGUCGCAGUCAGGGCACGCUCAGUGAUCUUUUGCGAAAUCCCAAACCAUGGAGUAAACUGAAAUCGGGGAGAGAGACUUUCCGCAGAAUGUGGAAAUGGUUACAGGAACCAGAGUUUCAGCGAAUGUCUGCAUUGAGGCUAGCAGCGAUGAACCACAAACCCCUUCCAGACUCCCCAAUGGCAUUGUCCGACGUAGGUGCGGUAGAUAAAAAUAUUACUUAUCAGGCAAAAUUUGAGACCCCCACAUCGUGUAAACGAAAAGAACAGGAGCAGCAAAGCCCGCCCCAGGAAAAUCGUCCCCCAAAGAAGCCUCGUCUUGUGUUCACAGACAUCCAGCGACGCACCUUACAUGCAAUAUUUAAGGAGACCAAACGUCCAUCCAAAGAAAUGCAGGCCACAAUAGCACAGCAGCUUGGACUGGAAGUGACAACUGUGGCGAAUUUCUUCAUGAACGCCAGGCGACGAUCUCUGGACAAGUGGAGGGAUGACGAAGGCAAUAGCACUCGGGAAAGUGUCUCGGCUUGCAGCAAGAGUUGAGCAGCUCUCAACUUGUCUCUAUGUUGUUUUGUUUUUUAACCCAUACCAGACUAAAAGCACCAGACAUUAUUACAUGAGACAGAUCUUUUGAAAAAGCCUCACCAUUUUGGAUGGGAUUUUUCAAUGUUGUAUAGCUUUUCAAUGACAUAAAUUUACAUUUUCCAUUUGUUCAUUUUGUUAUUCAUAUAAAUAGCAUUCCAUUCCUGGUUUUGUUUUUUUUUUCUUUGUGUCUAAGAAAAAAGAGCAUUCCCUUCUAUCAAGUAUAUCUAUUAAUUUAUUGUAUAGCAUUCCAAAUAUCUAAUUCUCCAGAAUCAUCAACAAAUUAAUUUAUUCCUUGUUUAUUGUUAUAAAUUAUUCCCAUAUUGUCAUCCCCUUGUAUUCAGCCAGUUGUCAUGGGACUGUAAGUCUCAAAUGUAAAUUUUUAUGAUAAUUUAUGCAAUUAAUUUAUUGAAUAGAUCUAUUUACAAGAAAUGGUGACUGUUUUUAUUAUUAUUAUGAUUUUUGUUUCACCCUUGUUGAUUUUUGGAACUUAUGUUUAUGUCUUUAUUUUACAUUUGAAGAUCUAGAGACCUAGCAAGUAUUAUGAUUUUGGUCUUGUGUUUAUGUCAAUUUGCCAAGUUUUUUAUGUAUUGUUUCAUUUUAUUUGACUGGUUAUUUUUGCUUUUUUUUUUUUCCUUUCAGGAUCAUGUUAGAUUUAUCAUUCUCAGCUGACUAGUUUAUGAUUCUUCAUUGGGAUGAAAACGUAAAUUUAAUUUAUUUUUAAUUUAUAGAUCGCUUUGAUCUGGCAACCAAAAAAAAACAACCCCAAAUAUGUAAGUAGCCCAUGUAUAGCUUGUAUUUAUUGAUACUACAUCAUUCAUAAAUGUAGACAUUUUUAUUACAAAUUUUUAUAGUGUUUCUAUUAUCAUGACAUAUCAGCUGCACAAACCAUACACCAUUAAGUGUUUUUUUUUUUUUGGUUUGUUUUUAAGAAAGUUCUCAUUAAAUUAUUUUUGUGUAUAUUGUUUUUCUCCAUUGCUAUAAGGAAAACCUCACAUUGGUAAGGUUUAGAUGUAUAUCAGCUUGGAGAUGUGGUUUAUCUGUUAUGGAUUUCCAUGGGUACAAUUUUCACCAACGCAGCGUAUCUGUUUUCCCAUGUCAGAUACUCAUGGGGCAAGUCUCCCUGUAGACUAUCCAUCAGCAUAUCCAGUAGCUAUAUGUAUGACGUCAUGUUUCUACUUAAGAGAAGAGGGCUAUCCCAGUGAAGGGGUAGAGAUCUAGUCAAUGCCCCGAAA
Molecule: messenger RNA, 2755 nt
Organism: Liolophura sinensis
Lineage: Eukaryota; Metazoa; Mollusca; Polyplacophora; Chitonida; Chitonidae
Product: one cut domain family member 2-like
Exons: 5
Coding region: 21-1481 (486 amino acids)
Biological process (GO): regulation of transcription by RNA polymerase II
Cellular component (GO): nucleus
Molecular function (GO): DNA-binding transcription factor activity, RNA polymerase II-specific; RNA polymerase II cis-regulatory region sequence-specific DNA binding
Source: RefSeq, a predicted model, not a curated record